Messenger RNA from Melanaphis sacchari, 833 nucleotides. It is a transcript of the gene Rpp25, whose product is annotated as ribonuclease P protein subunit p25. Gene Ontology annotation, biological process: tRNA 5'-leader removal. Gene Ontology annotation, cellular component: ribonuclease MRP complex. The record is from RefSeq and is a predicted model, not a curated record. The coding region runs from base 310 to 819 and encodes 169 amino acids. The transcript is spliced from 5 exons. Gene Ontology annotation, molecular function: RNA binding. NCBI's taxonomy places the organism in Eukaryota, Metazoa, Arthropoda, Insecta, Hemiptera, Aphididae.
AUCUACCUACAUAGUUAAAUAAAUAUUUUGAAUUUCAAACACUAGAAGGUUUUAGAUAGACAAUAGAGAAAAAUACAAUGAUAUUAGUCAUAGUAAAAUUGUUGUAGAUAAUAGGUAUAAUAUAAUAAAAACCUAUUUUGAUUGUUUAAUUUGUUGAAUUCUUUUUUAUUUACUUAUAUCUUUACAUCUGUUUCAAACGUAUACAGGUGUGAUUUAGAUAACACGUCCUGUGUACUAAGAUAAUCAAAUUUUAUACCAUACUUCUGUUUGAAUCUGAAAACAAAAGGCUGAUAAGAUAAGAUAUUAAAAAUGGAAACUUUGAAACCUAAAUGUGUAUACCAAGAAGAACGUUGGACACGUUCUUUAAUUACAAUUGACAAUUUACCAGACAAUUUUGAACAUUUAAAAAUUAAUAACCAUUCCAAAAUCCGAAACAUGCUUGGUUUUGCAGUAAAAAGUUUUGAACACUCUAAUCAUCUAGUAUGUAGUGCCAGUGGUCCAUCAGUUAACAAGGCUGUAACAUGUGCAGAAAUAUUAAAAAGACAGAUGCCCGAGCUUAAACAAGUCACUGGUAUUGGAUAUAGAAACGUAAGAAUGAUUAAGGAUGAGAUGAUUGAUGGUAAAGUCUCUCAAUCAAUUACAACAAGAAGAUUACCUUCAAUCCAUAUUCUGUUAUCUAAAAACCAUCUCCAUCCUAAUUUACCUGGAUACCAGGGAGCUGACAAGAUAUCAGAUCAUGUUAAUAGACCAGUGCCUCGCAAAACAUUUGAAAAGAAUGAUUACCGCGGUACGAAGGAGAGUAAAAUUAUGGCUCUUUAAUUGAUGUUGUUCCA